AUGAAGAAAGGAAAACGGAAGGAAAACGGAGUCGAUCCAGGGCGUACUACCCCUUCUUCCGGUACAUCGACACCUGCCAGCAAAGCUCGCCAGGUCUUUCCCCAGAGGGCAUGGUGGCUGGAUGUGGCCAGCCCAACGUGGGAAGAUAUGAAAGCUAUUGGGCAGCUUUUGCAUAUUCAUCCUCUAACUCUAGAAGAUAUAUUACAACAAGAUCCUCGGGAGAAACUCGAACUGUUCCCAAAACUUGGUUACUAUUUUAUCGUAUUUAAAGCCCUAGAAAGUGUCAAGACGCAAGAACGCUUCUUCCGCUCCCAACUCAAUGGCGAUACGUAUUUUCCUCAAGAUGAAGGCUUCGUCGGCGAAGCUAUGGUGUAUCUAGUAGUCUUCCGAGAAGGUGUUAUUUCUUUUCACUAUUCGGAUAUCUCAGAGCAUACUGAUCGCGUUCGAAAUAAAUUGCUAUUAAUGGAUGAAGAUGUCAACGUAUCCAACGCCUCUUCCGAUUGGAUUGCACACGGCAUCCUGGACUCCAUUGUCGAUUCUUUCUUCCCGUUUCAAGAAGGAAUAGAGAUGGAGAUUGCAGCAAUUGAAGACCUCGUAUUCUCUGAUAACCAUUUGCGGCUUAAGGAGAGUCCUUUGCCAGAGGUGGUAACUCCCAACUUCCAGAUGCCGGAGAAGCCAUCAGACGCUCAUCCUAAGGACGAAGAGAAGCGACUCGCACCCGCGGAACGCACGCGGACCCGCUUUGCCGAUCCCACACCUACCAUUCCUCUGCUGGUGCGGCGGCUGAGACGAGCCAUCCGGUCGAGGAUUCUUCCCAAAGCCCAGAUCUCCACCGAAACCAAGUCCGCGAUGUCGAGCACUGCGAUGACGUUGCGUCGGAUGGCGAAGGCUCGGAGACUCUUGACAACGUCCACACGUCUGCUGAGUACUAAGCAUGAGGUGGUAGCUCAGAUCAAAAAGCGUCUAUUGAAUGAAGGUGCGCUACCGAAGGGGACCGGUGCGGGCGACGAAAUCGAGGUGGCGAUGUACAUGGGCGACGUGCAAGAUCAUAUCUUGACUCUGCAGCAUUCCCUGGUACAUUAUGAACGUAUACUCAGCCAGCUUCAUCCCACAUAUUUAUCACAACUUCGUGUCUCUGUCUCAACAACCAAGCAAGGAAGUGAUAAGGCCAUCAUGGUUCUUUCAAUCGUCAGUAUAGCGGUUUUAUGCUGCCAGGCAGUGAUAGGUUGUUUCUCGAUGAACGUUACAGUACCUACUAAUGGACAAGAACCUGGAUACCCGUAUAAUAUGUUCUACGUCGUCCUCUCAAUCGCCGUGGUUGCCUUAUGCCUGUACGGCUGUCUCGUCCGGUAUUGGUGGGUGCGAUCGAAAAGGAGACGAACUACUAUGCUGUAG
Molecule: messenger RNA, 1395 nt
Organism: Gloeophyllum trabeum ATCC 11539
Lineage: Eukaryota; Fungi; Basidiomycota; Agaricomycetes; Gloeophyllales; Gloeophyllaceae
Exons: 7
Coding region: 1-1395 (464 amino acids)
Biological process (GO): intracellular magnesium ion homeostasis; magnesium ion transmembrane transport
Cellular component (GO): plasma membrane
Molecular function (GO): magnesium ion transmembrane transporter activity
Source: RefSeq, a predicted model, not a curated record